Molecule: messenger RNA, 966 nt
Organism: Papilio polytes (common Mormon)
Lineage: Eukaryota; Metazoa; Arthropoda; Insecta; Lepidoptera; Papilionidae
Exons: 5
Coding region: 81-842 (253 amino acids)
Source: RefSeq, a predicted model, not a curated record
ACUGUGUCCGUCUACUUGAGUUGCGAGUGCCGGCACACGCGGCAGAGGGCGGCGAGGCGAUACUGGGAUGUCAGUUCGACAUGGAAAGAGAUAUCCUCUACUCUGUCAAGUGGUACAAGGACGGCAGAGAGUUCUACAGAUAUGUGCCCGCCAGUCAACACCCUGUCAGCCACUUUGCAACCCCUGGAGUCAUGGUUGAUUUGAGACGGUCUUCCAGCACGGUUGUAACGUUAGUGCAUCUCUCAAGAGAAUCUGCGGGUCUGUACCGAUGCGAGGUGUCCGGGGAGGCGCCACUCUUCGCCACCGUACAUGAGGAAAAGUAUAUCACUAUAUACUUAUUACCUGAAACAAAACCCUUCAUAACGGGUUUAAAAGAGAAGUACAACGUCGGUGAUAGAGUAAGAGCAAAUUGCACAUCACCAGGUUCUCGACCAGAAGCUCAGUUAAAAUGGCUUAUUAACAACAAACUUGUUGGAAAGAACUACAUACGAGGACCCUGGUAUCGGGCGACUAUGCAGCCUGACGUAACAGAAACUAUAUUGGAAGUGAAGUUUAUCGUGGGAUCGCAUCACUUUAACUUUGAUGUAAUGGAACUUAAAUGUCAAGCAACAAUAGCACCGUUAUACCAACAAGAGACUGUGUAUCAAGCUGUACGGAAAGAUAUUCCGCCGAUGGAUUCCUUCACGGAUGUACCUCAGCUGGGUGAACAGCCGCUACCGAACUUUCCAGAUUUCGGCGACACUAAUCAACUGCCUUUAGAAGAUGAAACAGAUGAUGCUGCGACUGUUCUGCAUUUAGACAAAUUGCUUGUAUUUAUUAUGUUAUUGCUAUUUCACUUUUAAUGUUAAUUACCACAGCAGCGCUGCCGCCGAUUGCAUUUUACAAUGGACCCAAUUUAUGUAGGCUAACAAGUUUUCCUAUUAACACUUCAAUUUAUAUAUAGUUGUAAUAAAUUAUUUCUUAAAA